AUGGGUCUCUGUUACAGCCGGAACAUCUCCUCCGUCAAAGACGACGAGAUCCCCGUCGAACAACCGUCGCAAACCCCCCGGCGCGCUUCGAUCCCUCAGUCUCCCAUCCCCUCCGAAGUCAACUCCUACGCCAACAGCCCGUUCCAGAGCCCCUUACCGGCGGGUGUAGCUCCGUCGCCGGCGAGAACUCCGGGAAGAAAGUUCAAAUGGCCGUUUCCGCCGCCGUCCCCCGCGAAGCCGAUCAUGGCGGCUCUGAGACGGCGAAGAGGCGCGCCGCCGCGGCCCAGAGACGAGCCGAUCCCGGAGGACAGCGAGGACGUUGACAGCGUCGGAGGGGAGAGGCUGGACAAGAACUUCGGGUUCGGGAAGAACGUGGAAGGGAAGUACGAGUUGGGGAAGGAGGUGGGGCGAGGGCAUUUUGGUCAUACUUGCUGGGCUAAGGCCAAGAAAGGGAAGAUGAAGGGGCAGACGGUGGCUGUCAAGAUCAUCUCUAAAGCUAAGAUGACAUCGGCUUUGUCCAUUGAAGAUGUUCGUAGAGAAGUGAAGUUGCUGAAAGCUUUAUCUGGGCAUAAGCAUAUGGUUAAGUUCUAUGAUGUGUAUGAGGACAAUGAUAACGUCUAUGUAGUUAUGGAGUUGUGUGAAGGAGGAGAGUUAUUGGACAGAAUCUUGGCGAGAGGUGGUAGAUACCCUGAAGUCGACGCCAAACGUAUUCUUGUACAGAUUCUAUCCGCAACAGCAUUUUUUCAUCUCCAAGGUGUUGUGCACCGUGACCUGAAGCCAGAGAACUUUCUCUUCACCAGCAGAAACGAGGAUGCAGUACUCAAGGUCAUAGACUUUGGCUUGUCUGAUUUCAUUAGAUACGAUCAACGGCUCAAUGAUGUGGUGGGAAGCGCAUACUACGUUGCACCAGAAGUACUCCACAGGUCUUACAGCACUGAAGCAGAUAUGUGGAGCAUUGGUGUCAUAAGUUACAUACUACUAUGCGGAAGCAGACCUUUCUACGGAAGAACUGAAUCUGCAAUAUUCCGUUGUGUGCUUAGAGCAAACCCUAAUUUCGAGGAUAUGCCUUGGCCUUCUAUAUCUCCUACUGGUAAAGACUUUGUGAAAAGGCUUCUGAACAAGGACCAUAGGAAACGAAUGACUGCUGCUCAAGCUCUAGCUCAUCCGUGGUUACGUGAUGAAAACCCUGGUUUGCUUCUUGAUUUCUCGGUUUACAAGUUGGUCAGGUCUUAUAUUCGUGCCUCGCCUUUCAGAAGAUCAGCACUUAAGGCUCUCGCCAAAGCUAUACCUGAUGAGGAGCUUGUGUUCCUUAAGGCGCAGUUCAUGCUCUUAGACCCUAAAGAUGGAGGGCUAUCUCUUAACAACUUCACAACGGCUUUAACAAGAUAUGCUACUGAUGCUAUGAUGGAAUCAAAGCUUCCUGACAUUUUAAACACAAUGCAACCACUGGCACAAAAGAAACUCGAGUUUGAAGAGUUCUGUGCGGCUGGGGUCAGCGUUUACCAACUGGAAGCUCUUGAAGAAUGGGAACAGAUUGCAACUUCUGCAUUUGAGCACUUUGAACAAGAAGGAAACCGAGUCAUAUCCGUCCAAGAACUCGCUGGGGAGAUGAGCGUGGGACCAAAUGCAUAUCCUCUGCUCAAGGAUUGGAUCCGGAGUUCAGAUGGGAAGCUGAGUUUCUUGGGGUACGCUAAGUUCUUGCAUGGUGUGACUGUACGAAGCUCGAGCUCAAGACCUAGGUGACACAUUGUCAUGACAUGAGUCUUCUAACGUGUGAGUCAAGUCUUAAGACCUUUGGUUUAAAGAUACAACAUAUAGUGGAAGGCAGGUGCUUCCUUUGUAAAUUAUUCUUUUGAGCAUAUUGAUUUUAGAGGAACUAAACCCAAAAAUGGGAAAAAAAAUUAUGUAUUAUAGAAGAAAUUUAAGAGGUGUUGUUCUUGUAUUUGUUUUCGGAUUUUAGUUUGGUUUAGCAUCAUUGAUUGUAUAUGCUAUACUCGUUGGAGUUGUUAACAAUUGUCUUUAGAAGCAA
Molecule: messenger RNA, 2029 nt
Organism: Brassica oleracea var. oleracea
Lineage: Eukaryota; Viridiplantae; Streptophyta; Magnoliopsida; Brassicales; Brassicaceae
Product: CDPK-related kinase 4
Exons: 11
Coding region: 1-1743 (580 amino acids)
Biological process (GO): protein autophosphorylation; peptidyl-serine phosphorylation; intracellular signal transduction
Cellular component (GO): cytoplasm; nucleus
Molecular function (GO): ATP binding; calcium-dependent protein serine/threonine kinase activity; calmodulin binding
Source: RefSeq, a predicted model, not a curated record